UAUAAAUAAUAGGCGCACAGUAACUUCGAUAACUGAUCUCCUGCAAUCAUUCAUCCUAUUUCUCUGUUCUGUUAUCUUGUCUCUUCUCCCUGAUUCUCUCCUUCAUUUCUCGUUUUUCCUCCAAGGUCGUUUCUUUUUCGGAUCAGAGAAAACCCCAAACCCCUUCCCUUUCUCAAGAAGAUGGUUGAAACGCGACGGAGCUCUUCCUCCUCCAAACGCCCCCUUUCCAUUCCCGUUAAAUCCCCUCCUACUACCUCUAGUAAACGAUCCAAGGUAUCUGAGCCGGCGUCGUCAUCAAGCAAUGGAGCUGCGGUUUCUGGACCGCUUAACGAAGCUCUAGGCCCGCCUAAGGAAUCCGGGUCAGACUCAAAGGUAACGGAACUCCGGCCUGAUCUGCGGGUAUCUGAUGCAGCUAAGGCAUCUGAUGUGUCUGUCCCAGAUAAGUCUGCCGAUGCUGGUGUGGAGAACGCUACAUUGUUGUCUCCGCGAUCCGUAGGUGAAGCUAUUAUGGAUGUGGAGAAAGGGAAGGCGGUUGGUGCAGGGUUUACUGGUCGGGUUAAGAAGAGGCCAACAAAACCAGCGAAAUCAGGUUCUAAAGGGCCGUGGGGAAAGCUUCUUUCCCAGCACUCUCGGAAUCCUCACUUGGUCAUGUGUGGCACACUAUACACUGUUGGUCAAAGCCGUCAGUGUAACUUAUGUCUUAAAGAUCCCAAUGUUAGCACUGUUUUGUGCAAAGUGAAGCACAUAGAGAGCAAUGGCACUUCUAUUGCCUUGCUAGAAGUUACUGGAGGAAAAGGCUCUGUCCAGGUUAAUGGGAGAAUUUACCAUAAAAAUAAUAGUUUAAUUCUGAAUGCAGGCGAUGAACUGAUUUUCACUAGUACUGGAAAUCAUGCUUACAUUUUUCAGCAGCUCACCAAUGAUAACUUAGCUGCACCAGGCAUAACUUCUUCUGUAAGCCUUUUAGAAGCCCAGACUGCUCCUAUAAAAGGAAUUAUUGAGGCACGAUCAGGGGACCCAUCGGCUGUUGCUGGGGCAGCAACAAUAGUGGCCUCUUUGUCCACAAAUGAAAAUUCAGAGAUGUCCACUCAACCUUCUGGUUGUGACAUGUCAGAUGACUGUGUUCCAGAAAUGGACAUGAAGGACAGUGCUAGUAAUACUGAUCCAGCAACUGCUUCUUCAAGAGAGAAAACUGUUUCUCAUUCACCUGAUACUGCCAAUGAAAACCCCACUAAUCUUGAUAGACGUGCUUUGGAUGGUAGUAUGGCUGCUGAGAAUACAAAGAUCCCUGGGGCAGCUUACCCUUUAAGGCCAUUAUUGCAUAUCCUCGCUGGUACAUCUACUGACUUUGAUAUUAGUGGCAGCAUUGCCAAGGUUCUGGAUGAGCAAAGGGAGAUAAGAGAGAUGCUUAAGGAAUUUGAACCUCCUACGGCUUUGAUAUCAAGUAAGCGUGAAGCAUUUAAAGAUAGUUUACGGGAAGGCAUUCUCAAUCCGGACAAUAUAAAAGUUUCAUUUGAAAAUUUCCCAUAUUAUUUGAGUGAUGCAACGAAGACUGUUUUGAUAGCCUCAACCUAUGUGCAUUUAAAGUGUAAUAAAUUUGCAAAGUAUGCCUCAGAUCUUCCUACCAUGAGUCCCCGAAUAUUACUAUCUGGUCCUGCAGGUUCAGAAAUAUAUCAGGAGACUUUGGCAAAGGCACUUGCUAAACAUUUUGGUGCUAGAUUGCUAAUUGUUGAUUCUCUUCUGUUGCCUGGAGUAUGCUUCCUUCACUCCUUAAAAUGUUUUGAUUUGCUGCCAAUCGCAUAUUAUGAAAGAAAGAUGGGGUUGAAACUGCAGUUUGCAUGCUUCCUACUUCAUUUUUUCUAUAUCAUUCCUUUGGAAAUUUUGUGCAGAUGUUUAAUAUCUAUGGGAUCAUGGGAAGUUUGUUGGACAAAAAUGUGUCAAAACUCUGGUUGGAAGCUUCCUCGAAGAUUGAUGGUUUAUUUGCCAGAUGCUUCAAACAGAGAAAAGAUUCUAAGAGUUAUAUUAGCCAAAGAGGAAUUGUCAGCCAAUGUUGAUUUGGAAGCUAUUGCAUAUAUGACUGAUGGAUAUUCUGGAAGUGACCUAAAGAACCUUUGCGUGACUGCUGCACAUUGUCCCAUACGAGAAAUUUUGGAGAAGGAAAAGAAGGAGAGAGCUUUGGCACUGGCUGAGAAUAGACCUUUACCGUCUUUGUAUAGCAGUUCUGACAUUCGUCCUCUGAAAAUGGAUGAUUUUAAAUAUGCACACGAGCAGGUUUGUGCAAGUGUGUCAUCAGAGUCUACAAAUAUGAGUGAGCUUGUUCAAUGGAAUGAGUUAUAUGGAGAAGGUGGAUCAAGAAAGAGGAAACCUCUGAGCUACUUCAUGUAGAGGAGGUAUCUUUGUGUAUAGCAUUCCUUUUUCAUUUCAUUCUUCAACGUCACCAUAAAAGGUGGCCUAGUUGAGAGACCUGUUUGUGGAAUUCCAAAGCAGGUCCCGGCUUACUUGUAUUUAUAGUAUAUAGGUCUUCUGAAAUUUUCACAAUCUUUCUGUUAGCAACUUUUGCGAUAUUUAUCAAAGCAGGUUAACUUUAUUCAAAUCAUUUUCCAUUCCCAUCAUUCCUUGCCUGUUUGACUUUCUGUGUCACCAUGGCCUCUGCCUGUACAUACAAGUAACAAGAUCAAUUUAAGUAAUUCCUUGUCAUUCCUUCGAAAUGAAAUAAAUAUUCCUUUGCUGCAAAGGUUAGCAAACAAAACCCCCCAACUACCUUUGUUUUUAUGUUUUUAUUUUUU
Molecule: messenger RNA, 2783 nt
Organism: Durio zibethinus
Lineage: Eukaryota; Viridiplantae; Streptophyta; Magnoliopsida; Malvales; Malvaceae
Source: RefSeq, a predicted model, not a curated record